UGAGAUAACCAUCCCGCCCCGCACGGCCUCUCCACUAAUCCCCUCCUCUCCAAUCUCCAUUUCCUCAGAACGAUUUCGGAAACAGGAAGGAGAAGGCAGCCAUGGCGGUGUCGAUCGAGCUGACGAAGGAGUACGGCUACGUGGUGCUGGCGCUGGUGGCCUACGCGUUCCUCAACUUCUGGAUGAGCAUGCAGGUCGGCAAGGCCCGGAGAAAGUACAAGGUGUUCUACCCCACCAUGUACGCCGUCGAGUCGGAGAACAAGGAUGCCAAGCUCUUCAACUGCGUGCAGAGGGGGCACCAGAACUCGCUGGAGAUGAUGCCGCUCUUCUUCGUCACGCUGCUCGUCGGCGGCCUGCAGCACCCGGUCAUCGCCGCCGCGCUCGGCGCGUUCUACACCGUCGCGAGGUUCUUCUACUUCAAGGGCUACUCCACCGGCAUCCCGGAGAACCGCCUCAAGAUUGGGGGGCUCAACUUCUUCGCCGUCUUUGGGCUGAUCAUCUGCACGGCGUCAUUCGGCAUCAACCUGAUCAUCAGGGAAUCCCUCUGAUCUGCUCAAUUGAUCCAUGAGCUGACCUGCUGAGAGCUUCCGUUGCUUGAUGUGAUGUUGCCUAUAGGCGUAGGUCUUUUGUGACUUCAGUUAGCUAGGUUUUGGUAUCUUUCCUUUGGUGUUUGCUCCUUUGUUGUUAGCAAGCGAUGUGCACCCGUGCUAAAAAUAAGAUUGGUUUGUAGUUCCAUCUGAGAGACACGACUACAUGGCAUGGAGAUGGAUUGCACUUCCAGCUUCAUGCUCCUCUCUGCUUCCUUUGUAGAGGGGUUGUACUCUUAAGAGUGACCUUUCACAGCAUCAGCCAGUGUUAAGUACAGUUGUAAAUUUCUUCAUAAAUUUGUCAUGCCCUGUCCUACGAUGGUGAGGAAUGAUAACAAUGUGAAUGCAGUACUGUUCGUACCAACACUUGAACGUACAUUCCAACAUCAAACACUCCGGUCCAAGACAUGU
This is a messenger RNA of Oryza brachyantha (malo sina), 998 nucleotides long. Its product is annotated as microsomal glutathione S-transferase 3. Gene Ontology annotation, cellular component: endoplasmic reticulum; membrane; nuclear envelope. The record is from RefSeq and is a predicted model, not a curated record. Lineage: Eukaryota; Viridiplantae; Streptophyta; Magnoliopsida; Poales; Poaceae. The coding region runs from base 102 to 548 and encodes 148 amino acids. Gene Ontology annotation, molecular function: glutathione transferase activity; glutathione peroxidase activity. The transcript is spliced from 4 exons.